This is a messenger RNA of Sebastes umbrosus (honeycomb rockfish), 3822 nucleotides long. RefSeq names its product ferroxidase HEPHL1. Lineage: Eukaryota; Metazoa; Chordata; Actinopteri; Perciformes; Sebastidae. Gene Ontology annotation, biological process: iron ion transport. The record is from RefSeq and is a predicted model, not a curated record. Gene Ontology annotation, molecular function: copper ion binding; ferroxidase activity. Gene Ontology annotation, cellular component: plasma membrane.
AGUGUUGUCCUGUUGCAGUCAGAGUUUCAUAAGUUCUGCAGGCAGCCUCAGCUAACAUUGUUACAGAAAGGAAGAAUCAGCGGCAGUCUCCACUUCCUCCUCUUGAACCGAAACCAGCUUAACACGCUGCAUCUGCAUCUAACGGAGCAAUCAUCUGAACAUGGCACGGAAUUCUUUGGGGCUGUUAGCGGGUUGUUUGCUGCUCUUUCUCUCCUCCGGUGCGGAAGGGAAGCACAGCAAGGACAGAGUUUACUAUGUGGGGAUCAUUGAGGACUCGUGGGAUUACGCACCGAGUGGAAAAAACCUGCUUAACGGACAAGACGUCGAAAAGGAUGAGCAUGCGGCUGUAUUCCUGGAAAGAGGACCCCACCGUAUUGGCAGUGUUUAUAAGAAGGCCAUGUUCCGACAGUACACAGACGCCACGUACAGCCGCCUGGCCCCCCGACCCGCCUGGCUGGGCUUCCUGGGGCCCGUCCUGAGAGCUGAGGUCGACGACGUCAUUGUGGUCCACCUGAAGAACUUUGCAACCAGGAGCUACUCUAUGCAUCCUCACGGAGUUUUCUAUGAGAAGGAUUCAGAGGGGGCGCUCUAUCCAGAUGGUACAUCAGGGAAGCUGAAGGAGGACGACUCGGUUCCUCCAAGGGGCAACUACACCUACCGCUGGGAGGUCAGGCCAGAGUUUGCCCCCACAGACGACGAUGCCAACUGCCUGACCUGGGUCUACCACUCUCACUUGAACGCCCCCAGGGACAUCGCCUCGGGACUUAUCGGAGCUUUGCUCACCUGCAAGAAAGGAAUCUUGAAGGAGACAAACGAUCAAGUCCAGGGUCAGACGAAGCCAGGGUCUGUUGUAGAGUCAGCCCGAAAUGAUGUGGACCAGGAUGUCUUCCUGAUGUUCAACGUGGUGGACGAAAAACUGAGUUGGUACCUGGAGGACAACAUUCAGAAGUGUUCUGAUCCAGCCGGAGUCGACCAAGAAGACCCAGACUUUGAGGAGUCAAACCUGAUGCACGCUAUUAAUGGCUACAUGUUUGGCAACCUGCCCGGAAUCGAGUUAUGCCAGCACCGUGCAGUAGCCUGGCAUUUGUUUGGCAUGGGUAAUGAGGUGGACAUUCAUUCUGCCUUCUUCCAUGGGAAUACGCUGCUGGACCGCGGCCACCGCACCGACGUCCUCAGCCUGUUCCCAGCCACGUUCGCUACAGCCGAGAUGGUCCCGAAAGCGACGGGAAAGUGGUUGCUGGCCUGCCAGGUUAAUGACCACUUGCAGGCUGGGAUGCAGGCCUUUUAUGAAGUGAAGUCAUGUGGCAGUGAGGCCGGCUCUACAGCGACGGAUGGCGCUGUGAGGAAUUACUACCUGGCAGCAAAGAUAGUCACGUGGAGUUACGGUCCGUCAGGAAAGGAUCUGAUUGAUAAUGUGUCCCUCACGAAGUUCGAAAGUGCAUCUGAGGUCUUCUUUGGCAGAGAUGGUGGAAGGCUCGGAGGUGACUACAUGAAAGUGAUAUACGAAGAGUACACUGACGAGACCUUCACCACCAGGAAGCCACCAACGCCUGAUUCUCUACACUUAGGAAUCUUAGGUCCAGUCCUGAGGGCAGAGGAAGGAGACACUCUCAGAGUGAUGUUCAUGAAUAAAGCUGAUAGAAACUACAGUAUCCAGCCUCAUGGCCUGCACUAUGAUAAACACUUCCAGGGAAGCAGCUAUGAGGACGGUGUGGACAAGCCGGGCUCUCACGUUGGUCCCGGGGAGAACUUCACCUACAUUUGGCAGGUGCUAGAAGGUCCGUCUUCAUCUGAUUCUCCAUGUAUUCCCUACCUGUACUACUCCGCCACCGAUCCCGUCAAGGACACCAACUCUGGAUUGGUGGGACCUCUGCUCGUGUGCAAGAAGGGAACGCUGGGGGAGAACGGGACCCAGAAGGGUGUGGAUAAGGAGUUCUUCCUUCUGUUUUCUGUCAUGGAUGAAAACAUGAGCUGGUAUUUUGAUAAGAAUAUCGAGAUUUUUGGCAGCAACGAGACAGAUCCACUACACGAGGACUUUGAGGAGAGCAAUUUUAUGCAUGCUGUAAACGGACGCAUGUAUGGGAACCUUCACGAUCUGGAGAUGUGUGCCGGGGACACAGUUCAGUGGUACACCUUUGGGCUUGGCACAGAGGUGGAUAUCCAUGGUGUUUAUUUCGAGGGGAACACGUUCAAGAAGCAGAGCACAACACGUGACACUAUCAGCCUGUUCCCUCACACCACAGCUACUGCUGCCAUGCAGCCAAACACUCCUGGUGUGUAUGAGGUGAGCUGCAGAGUAACAGACCACUACUCGGCCGGCAUGAGGCAGCAGUACAGAGUGAACCUCUGCCCGCGACACAAACUGAAGCCCACACACACAGGAGGACCAACCAAGAUUGUGCAGUAUUUUAUUAGUGCCGAAGAAAUCGAGUGGGACUUCUCACCUCGGAGAGACUGGGAGCUGGAGAAACACAACUCCACAUUAAAGGAUAGUCCAGGCAAUAUAUUUGUGGCGAAAGGGAGAGACAGAAUCGGCUCGCGCUAUAAGAAGGUGGUGUAUAGAGAAUACACUGAUGGCACCUUCAAAGUUCAGAAGAAACGACAGGCCAACCAACAACACUUGGGAGUUAUGGGUCCAAUAAUCAAAGCAGAGGUAGGAGAGCAGAUCGUGAUCACAUUCAAGAACAAAGCCAGCCGACCAUACUCCAUUAGCGCACAUGGGGUGAAGGCCAGCGGUGCACAUAUUCCUGUCAAACCUGGCUACAUAAUGGAGCUUACGUGGGAUGUUCCUAAAAGCUCUGGUCCAGGGGUCUCAGAUCCCAACUGCAUCUCUUACGCCUACUACUCCAAUGUUGACUUCAUUAAGGAUCUGUACAGUGGUCUUCUGGGGCCUCUGGUGAUAUGCAGGCCUGGGACUCUGCAGAGCGGCGGCAAGGGGCCCGACAGACAGAGGGGCGAUGUGGAGAAGGAGUUUGCUCUGCUCUUCAUGGUGCAUGACGAAAACCAGUCCUGGUAUUUGGACGACAACAUCAGAAAGUACCUUGGCGUCAACCCGAAUGCCUUCGAGUCAGACGAAGACUUUGAGGAGAGUAACAUGAUGCAUGGGAUCAAUGGUAAACUGUAUGGUAACCUCCAUGGACUGGAGAUGACCCGGGGCCAAAAAGUUGACUGGUAUCUACUGGGUAUGGGCAACGAAGUGGACAUGCACACCGUUCACUUCCACGCUGAGACUUUUACCUACAAGACAGACCGUGUGCACCGUGCAGAUGUCUUUGAUCUCUUCCCUGGGACUUUCCAAACUGUGGAGAUGGUUGCGGGGAACCCAGGGACCUGGUUGCUCCACUGUCACGUGACCGACCACAUCCAUGCUGGCAUGGAGACCACUUUCACAAUCAAAGAAAACUUCUCACAUGCGACAGGAAGUGAAGGCUCCAUAAUGACGCUGCUGCUCUCGCUGGUGCUUGGUGUCAUGGCUGUAGGUGGACUGCACUUAUGAAGGGACUCUGACAACUUUGGUCAUUAAUGCACUUAAAAAAAAAGAUCCAGGGACAAAAUCACUAUUUUUUUAAUAGAGGUUAGUUAUGUAAGUAUCAAGCAAUGAUCAGACUAGUGAAAUAUAUAUAUAUCAAGGGCUGUAAAAUCAUGUAUAAAGUUGAGGAUUAUUUUAUUUCCUAAGACUAAAAGAAGCAUUUUAUAAUUGUGGCUUGAUUCUAUGUUGCCAUUUUGUGGCGUGUUGCACUGUGUUUGAUGCUGUUAGGUUUUGCUUUACCAAAAAUUGGAUUGUAGUUAUGAAUGUGCAAUAAAUAAUACAUAUAUAUUCAA